AUGUUUCUUUGUCUUGUUUUAAUUAUAAUUCCAACAGCAUUGAGCUCAAAAUCCUGCGAGCAGUGCCUAUCUGAAGGGCAUCAUUACUGUCCCUCGGUAAAAGCUUGCAAUUUUUCACCAUGCCCAGAUGUUAUAAAGAAAGUGAUAAAUUGUCCAUGGGUUCCUAACUCAACUUUUGCUUAUGAUGACCAUGUUGCUCGUACCCAAUGGUUGCCCUUGUUUGGCGCUGGAGCAACCGACGUUAAACAUGCGCAAAUGUGCUUUGACAACAAAUGGCCCACUAUGAAAUUAUCGCGUCGUAUUUACGUAAACUGUUCUGAUCCAAGCCCCGUCCUUCCAGAGACCAAAUGUUCAAUGAUUACCGCAUACGACACAACAAAGAAAAUUCUGGUGAUGUCCUUCCGCGGAACGAAUGGCGCUGAACAAUUAACAGAAGAAUUCUUGGACGUUCUAAAAGCAAAAAGCGCGUUUUUCGAUUCUGGAAAGGUAUAUAAAUAUUUCUACGAUGCUUUUGUCUACAUUUGGAAAGGCGGAUUAGAAUCAGAAAUGAGAAACUUGAAGUAUCUCUAUCCUGACUACGAUCUUUGGGUGACCGGGCAUUCUCUUGGUGGGGCGUUGGCUUCCCUUGGAGCUUCUUGGGUAGUGAAAGCAGGUCUCUUUAAACCGGAAAAGAUAAAAUUGCUCACUGUCGGCCAGCCAAGAACAGGAGACUACGACUAUGCACUAUGGCAUCAGAAUACGUUCCCAUACUCCUAUCGCGUUGUGCACCACAAAGACAUCGUACCACAUAUUCCACCACAGUAUGAACCAGACGACGAUCGAAUGUAUCAUCAUCGAACAGAAAUUUGGUAUAACAACAAUAUGGAAGUGGGAUCUGAGUAUCACGUUUGCCAAGAGGCUGAUGGAUUCCACUGCAGUAACCAACAACUUGAUACUAGCAACGAAGAUCAUAUGCACUAUUACAAUACAGAUUUAGGAAUUUAUGGUCCAAGUGGAUGUGUGAAAGGAUAA
Caenorhabditis bovis is the source of this 1011-nucleotide messenger RNA. Lineage: Eukaryota; Metazoa; Nematoda; Chromadorea; Rhabditida; Rhabditidae. The record is from the annotation of a GenBank genome assembly.